Messenger RNA from Meleagris gallopavo (turkey), 2486 nucleotides. The record is from RefSeq and is a predicted model, not a curated record. Lineage: Eukaryota; Metazoa; Chordata; Aves; Galliformes; Phasianidae.
CCGCGCCGCCGUCGGCCGCCGCAGGGAGGGAGUCGGGCGGGCCAAGAUGGCGGACGGGGUGCUGAGCCCCGGGGUGAACCUGGAGGCCUUCUCCCAAGCCAUCGCCGCCAUCCAGGCGCUGCGUUCCAGCGUGACGCGGGUCUUCGACUGCCUGAAGGAUGGGAUGCGGAACAAAGAGACCUUGGAAGGCCGAGAGAAGGGCUUCGUGGCCGCCUUCCAGGAGAGCCUGCACUCCGUCAGCCGGGACUUGGGUGAGCUGGAGCGUCUGAGCAAUCUGGUUGGUAAACCAUCUGAGAACCAUCCCUUGCACAACAGCGGGCUGCUGAGCCUGGAUCCUGUUCAGGACAAAACGCCUCUUUACAGCCAACUUCUUCAAGCCUACAAAUGGUCAAAUAAGCUGCAGUACCACGCCGGGCUAGCAUCUGGCCUUUUGAAUCAGCAGUCUUUGAAACGCUCGGCCAACCAGAUGGGAGUAUCUGCGAAACGCAGACCGAAAGCCCAGCCAACAACUCUCGUCUUACCUCCUCAAUACGUCGAUGAUGUGAUCAAUCGCAUUGACAGGAUGUUUCCUGAGAUGUCUAUCCAACUCUCCCGGCCCAAUGGGACCUCUGCAAUGCUGCUGGUUACCUUAGGAAAAGUGUUAAAAGUGAUCGUGGUGAUGCGGAGCCUCUUCAUUGACCGGACGAUCGUAAAAGGAUACAAUGAAAACGUCUAUACCGACGAUGGCAAGGCGCAGGUACAUUGUGCAGAGAAUCAUGCAUGGCUCCAAGUCCCAGCUGGGCUGCUGCUCGUAGGAGCGGUGUCGGUGUUCAGGUUCUUGAACCUGCCUUAAGAGCCAGAAAUGUAAAGUUUUGAAGGUAACAUGCCUUAGGGUACUUCUGCCUUCAGCUGACCUGGAAAAGGCAUCGAGGCAUCAGCUGCCUUCUGUCUCACGGCAAGGUCAGCACUACUAAGCCAUGACACAUCCAUUCAGAAGCGAUGCCUAAAAUCUUUAACAACAUCACCCGUCAGGCUGAGGUUUGGAGACUCAGGAGUCACUUCUGUGCCACUGCUCUGAAGGCAACCACGUAACAGCUUUAGUCUUAAAGGGAUGGGGACUGGUAGCAUUCUCAGCCAUUCUACCUAUGUGCAUUAAUUACUGGGGUUCAGUGGCCUUCCCCCUCCUGUGUGUUUUAUGCACAUGCUGGGACUUCUUCCAUGUCAGGCUCUAACCUGUGUGCCUUUCAGAAGGUUUGUCGUUCCAGCUGCAGCCUGUGGGCACUGCUGCAAGUCAGAUGGAGAUAACUGGCUGUACUUCAUAAUAAACGAGGUGAACCCAGCACAGAGUUGCUUCUUUUAAAUCCAUUUCUCUGAAGGUGUAAACCUGGCAGAGCGUGUUUAGCACCACACUCUAUUUAUUCUCAGAAUUGUACAUUUAGCUUGAGAUCUCUUAUUUGCAUUUUUAGCAUCAUUUGCCGUACUUUAAUAAAAGGUGUAUUAUACAAUUAAUGAAACAACUAAAUAUUGCAAUGCAGGUUUUAUGUGUGCAUUUAAACGCAUUUCUCCAAGAAAGCCAGAGUCACUGUACGUGUUUAUUUCUCCAUGAUUAAAGGUGAAUUUGCAAGUGAGGACAUGCCAGAGGAUUUUGUGCACUUUGGAAGAAACCUGGCACUAAUGAGUGAAGCUGAUGGCUUUUCUUAUACUAGUGGUUGAGUAUAGUGGGAUCUGUAAGACAAAAGUGAUUUGCAAGUCAGGGGUUGAAGGAAAUUCUUCUUUUUUUUUUUCUUCUUCUUCCCUGCUGCUUUUCUGUGACAGUGUACAAGCUAUUCCACAGGGCUGGGCUAAAGAGCACUGGCACAUCACUUUGAACUGUCCGACGUGCGAGCCAUUUGGUUGUUCAACAAGGGCAGCAUUACCUUCUGCUUUCUGGGGUUACUAACAUUCAUUUCCUAUCCGGCUGAGCACACACUUAUGUCAUGGAUGUGUGCAGCUAUCUACAGCCAGUGUGAUUUUGUCUGCGGAUGUAAAUGCAGUUUCCUAAGGGAUGCUUUAUUUAGUCCCAGAAGAGCAGUGCUUUGGCUUAAUUCAGCUAAACGUUCUUUGUGUCAUUUGUAACUGAAUCACUUAUUCAGACACAAGACGAGCAUCAACUUAGCAAGAAUGCCCUCAUUUUAGAAACAGACCAAAGCUGAUGAAUAUUUGUGCAGAUCAGCCGCAGCCUCAGACAGAUGAGCAUUUUUAAAGGGAACACAUUAAUUCAACAGAUCUCAUAUGUAUUUUUCUUAUUGAAACUGUAAUGAACUGUGUUCCUUUUUCAUUGCAAAACAAAUUAACUUUGAUGUCAUUAUUUCCCUUUCUUAAAUUGCAGCAGAUGCAAUUGAUGGGUCAAGAAGUAAGCUGGGAAGUGAAGCUCCGUAGCUCACUUUGCCAGUGCUUUGAGUUGAACAGCUGCUUCCAUUCUUUUUCAUGGUAAUUACAUGUAGUAAUCUAUAACUUUGUUUUUCCUA